AUGAUGCAUUGUUCAUCUUUGGACAUUAAGCAGAUUUUUGGAUACAAGAAUGUUGGCUGGACUUUACAGCAAUCUGUAGGGAGCUCGGGUGGUAUAUUAAUCCUUUGGGAUAAUGAUUUUUUGGAAGUUUCUGACUCACUCGCUGGUGAUUAUACUCUUUCAAUGCUCUGUACAAACAAGCUUGAAAACUUUCAGUGGGUUCUCACGAAUUUUUAUGGGCCGAACAAACCUGUUGAGCGAACUGAUUUGUGGAUUGAGCUUGAUAAUAUUUGUAGAUAUUGGAUCAAUCUUCCUUGGUGUAUUGGUGGCGACUUCAACACAAUAACCAAGUAUGCUGAGAAGAAGAAUUGUAAGAAGAUUACAAGAAGUAUGCAGAAGUUCAACCAUUUCAUAGUUGAACAUGACCUGAUUGACCUGCCUCUAAAGGGAGCAAGAUACACUUGGUCAAAUGGUCAAGCAAACCCGUUAAAAGCACUUAAAGAGAAGCUAAAAAUCUGGAACAAAGAGGUAUUUGGUCACACCAACACGAGGAUGAAUGCUAUUCUCUAUGAUAUUCAAACACUUGAUGGACUUGCGGAAGAUAAUAUUCUUAAUGAAGAGGAGCGGAUUAUGCAACUUCAGAACAAAGUGGAGUUUGAGAAGAUUUCAAAGAUGGAGGAAACUGCAUGGAAAAUCAAAUCAAAUACUAAAUGGUUACAAAAAGGAGAUAGGAACACAUCAUUCUUCAUCAGUAACGCAUCUGCUAGAAGAAGACACAACAGACUCAGACAACUUUACAUUGGUGAUGAAUUGGUUUCUGACAGAGGAAGGCUUUAA
Papaver somniferum (opium poppy) is the source of this 816-nucleotide messenger RNA. RefSeq lists its product as uncharacterized. NCBI's taxonomy places the organism in Eukaryota, Viridiplantae, Streptophyta, Magnoliopsida, Ranunculales, Papaveraceae. The transcript has 2 exons. The coding region runs from base 1 to 816 and encodes 271 amino acids. The record is from RefSeq and is a predicted model, not a curated record.